GAUUUGUUUACUCAUUCAGCGGGUGCGCGCCCCAGUCCAAGAUGGCUACUGGAGACAAUAGCGGUCGGGUUCCGUGUUUAAAUUUCUCCGGACACGGACCUUUGGGUAACAGCCAACCGAGCAACAGUCCUUACGCCUUGGCUGCGAGUCACGGAGGAUCCGUUGGAGGCGGCGGAGGCUCUCAUGGCGUAACGAGACGCUCAAACCCUCAAACGGGGCCCGCGGGAUUGGAAAGCCCCGGUGUUGCCUCUGGACCUCCGCCGAAUCUGAUGAACUCUCUCCCGGCUGCCGCGGCGGUGAUGGGGCCGCUGGGCGGGGCGAUGGCUCCGGCCGCCUCUAAUAUGACAGGAAGCCCGUCUAACGCAGUGAUGACACCGGCGGCCGCCACACACUCGUCUCUGUCCGCUGCCCCGGCCGCAGCUGCCGUGCUCGUGUACCGGGAGCCUGUUUAUAACUGGCAAGCGACGAAAAGCACCGUUAAAGAGAGAUUUGCGUUUUUGUUCAAUAAUGAAGUACUGAGUGAUGUUCACUUUCUAGUGGGGAAAGGAAUGGGAGUCCAGCGGAUACCUGCACACAGGUUUGUUCUGGCAGCUGGCAGCGCAGUAUUUGAUGCCAUGUUUAACGGAGGCAUGGCCACCACAUCCACAGAGAUCGAGCUUCCUGAUGUAGAAGCUGCAGCGUUCCUGUCAUUGCUCAAGUUCCUGUACUCUGAUGAAGUUCAAAUUGGCCCAGAGACGGUGAUGACGACUCUCUACACCGCUAAGAAAUACGCCGUCCCGGCCCUGGAGGCCCACUGUGUGGAGUUCCUCAAGAAGAACCUGCGAGCGGACAACGCGUUCAUGCUGCUCACACAGGCGAGACUGUUCGAUGAGCCGCAGCUGGCCAGUCUGUGCCUGGAGAACAUCGACAAAAACACAGGAGACGCUCUGGCUGCGGAAGGAUUCACAGAUAUUGAUAUUGACACACUGGUUGCGGUGUUGGAGAGAGAUACUCUGGGCGUGCGGGAGGUGCGUUUGUUCGGAGCGGCGGUCCGCUGGGCAGAGGCUGAAGCCCACCGGCAGCAGCUGCAGCCCACGCCGGAGAACAAGAGACGCGUGCUGGGAAAAGCCCUCGGACUCAUCCGCUUCCCGCUCAUGACUAUAGAGGAGUUCGCCGCAGGUCCUGCUCAGUCGGCCAUUCUGACGGACCGAGAGGUGGUGAGUCUCUUCCUGCACUUCACGGUGAACCCUAAACCACGCGUGGAGUUCAUCGACCGGCCGCGUUGCUGUCUGCGGGGGAAGGAGUGCAGCAUCACACGCUUCGGGCAGGUGGAGAGCCGCUGGGGCUACAGCGGGACCAGCGACCGCAUCCGGUUCUCUGUAAGCCGCAGGAUAUUUAUUGUGGGUUUUGGGCUUUAUGGAUCUAUACACGGACCGACAGACUACCAGGUCAACAUACAGAUCAUUCACACAGACAGCAACACGGUUCUGGGUCAGAACGACACCGGCUUCAGCUGUGACGGGUCGGCCAACACGUUCAGGGUCAUGUUUAAGGAACCGGUGGAAGUUCUGCCCAAUGUCAAUUACACAGCCUGUGCCACGUUAAAGGGUCCAGACUCACACUACGGCACUAAAGGCAUGAGGAAGGUCACGCACGAGUCGUCCGGCACCGGCACCAAAACCUGCUUCACGUUCUGCUACGCCGCAGGCAACAACAACGGCACGUCCGUGGAGGACGGCCAGAUCCCAGAAGUCAUCUUCUACACGUAGGGGUCAAGCGUGGACCGCUUCGAUUGGCACAUAAUAUUGCACUUGACCGUAACACUGACAGUAUAUAACGGACGCACGAACCUCUCGUCGCUGUUAUAGGAUGAAGGUUCGUCUGAUGUUGCAGUUAGACUUCGGAGGGCUCAUAUUUACAAUGACUGUUAACAGUGAAUUACUCACCCAUGACUGACUGACAUGUAACAAAUGUAUCUUUAUUUUUGUGUAUCGGAUUCUGCAUCAGUCGAUCUGGGUCGCAAUUAAAAAAUCUUGCCAAAAAAGCACCUCAUAAUGUUUUAGAGCUUUACAUUUAACUGCAUUAUAUGGGAAAAAACGAGUUUUGAUGUGUAUGCAACUAAUGAUUUGUAGCUACGCUGCCCUACAGAAGCAAAAAGCAGUACAUAUUACUGUCUUUUAGAUUAUUAUAUGGAAAAAAAUGACAUGAAAUCAAUCAGUUUCCAUGUUGGAGUAGUUACUGCGUUCAGCUUUGGUGUGGCAGUGUGAUUGCAGACCUGAAGUCUUUGGGAACAUCUUUUCUUUUGUGCCAAGGUUUCCUCUUACAUUCAGCACUUAAUUGAACUAGAGGGUGAAAAUCCAUUCAGGAACAGUAUUUAUUUACAGGAUGAAGCUCAGUCCUUGUGCAUGCCGUCAUUGAGGCUGUUCAGAUCAGACACACACUCUGAUGUUUCUUGAUUGUAGAUGGGUCGGUUAUAUUGGGUCUUUGUAUGACUGCUCAUGUCCAAUAAAGUUAAAUCAUUCUUUA
Messenger RNA from Megalobrama amblycephala (Wuchang bream), 2505 nucleotides. It is a transcript of the gene btbd2b, whose product is annotated as BTB/POZ domain-containing protein 2. Gene Ontology annotation, molecular function: protein binding. The transcript has 9 exons. Gene Ontology annotation, cellular component: P-body; cytosol. NCBI's taxonomy places the organism in Eukaryota, Metazoa, Chordata, Actinopteri, Cypriniformes, Xenocyprididae. Bases 42 to 1748 code for a protein of 568 amino acids. The record is from RefSeq and is a predicted model, not a curated record. Gene Ontology annotation, biological process: neurogenesis.